Molecule: messenger RNA, 546 nt
Organism: Striga asiatica
Lineage: Eukaryota; Viridiplantae; Streptophyta; Magnoliopsida; Lamiales; Orobanchaceae
Source: the annotation of a GenBank genome assembly
AUGGUUUGCCUCCCAAACCCGCCGCCGGAUGGCUUUCCGGGAGGCGGUGGCCAGCGCGUGGCGGCAGUAGGAGCUGAUAAGGAUCGUGUAGGUGAAGAUGUCCGGCGGGCAUCUAAAUCCGGGCAGCUUCAUCUGCUCGAAGAUGGAUUUUGCCCUUUUGAAGAAAUUGACUCUGCAGAGAGCUUGAAUUACCGUGUUGUAGGCUCGGACGUCCGGCGAGCAGUGGAAUUGCUUCACCUUGUAGAAGGCGGAGAGGGCUUGGGUUUUGACGAGGCAGGACAUGAUGGAGGUGGUGACGAGGUCGCGAUUCUCGUGUCGCCACCUCAACAUGUUCUUGAGGAAAUCCCAGAGAAGGUUCAUUCGACUGCCUUUGGCGAGGAUGAUCGCCAUCUCGCGGCAGGUCCGCUCAUCGUGCCGGAAGUCGAACCGGUUCUCGACCCAGUACAAGAACUCGAGCGCCUUCUCGAGGCCGAGAUUCAGGAGCUUGGGGUCUCUGUGGGCCGAGGAUUAGGGAGCUUGUUUUGCGAUUGGUUGUUUCUUGCUUGA